AUGGAUGGAGCUUACAGGGUGGAAGAUGGAACUUCAUUCAUGAGAGGGGCUCAGGAUAUUGCCAAGGAAGUUAAGAAGCAGACAGCAAAAGUGAAUAGAGCUGUAGAAAAAGCUCAAGAUGGGUAUACCGAAAAAUCACACAAUAGAUUCCAGCAUGAAGAAACAAAUGAGUAUUAUGCACAAGGAAGAAAUUAUGAUGGAGACGCAAAUGAAGAUGAAGGGUCAAGUGAAGCAACUGAAGGACAUGAUGAAGAUGAUGAGAUUUAUGAGGGAGAAUAUCAGGGAAUCCCAAAUACAGCGCAGAACAAGGAUGGGAUGUCAGCCAUAGGGCAGCCCAUACGAGAUGACUACAAAGAUCGUCUUGAGCUAGAGACAGAGAGAAAAGCUGAUGAAGAAGAACUAGCACAGCAGUAUGAGCUAAUCAUUCAAGAAUGUGGGCAUGGACGUUUUCAGUGGGCCCUCUUCUUUGUCCUUGGCAUGGCAUUAAUGGCAGAUGGGGUAGAAGUUUUUGUGGUUGGAUUUGUAUUGCCCAGUGCUGAGACAGACAUGUGCAUUCCUAAUUCUGGAUCGGGAUGGCUUGGUAGCAUAGUAUACCUUGGGAUGAUGGUGGGGGCAUUCUUCUGGGGAGGCCUGGCAGACAAGGCAGGAAGGAGACAGUCUCUUCUGAUAUGUAUGUCUGUCAAUGGAUUCUUUGCCUUCCUUUCAUCCUUUGUCCAGGGCUAUGGCUUCUUUCUCUUCUGUCGAUUACUUUCUGGAUUUGGGAUUGGAGGAGCUGUUCCAGUUGUAUUCUCCUAUUUUGCUGAAGUACUUGCUCGAGAAAAACGUGGAGAACAUUUGAGUUGGCUUUGCAUGUUUUGGAUGAUUGGCGGCAUCUAUGCCUCUGCCAUGGCUUGGGCAAUCAUUCCUCACUAUGGAUGGAGUUUCAGCAUGGGAUCUGCCUAUCAGUUCCACAGCUGGCGAGUAUUUGUUGUUAUGUGCGCCCUCCCCUGUGUUUCUGCGGUCGUGGCUCUUACUUUCAUGCCAGAAAGCCCAAGGUUCUUGCUUGAGGCUGGGAAACAUGAUGAAGCUUGGAUGAUUCUCAAACAAAUUCAUGAUACAAAUAUGCGAGCUCGUGGUCAGCCUGAAAAAGUUUUCACAGUUAACAGGAUCAAAACACCCAAGCAGAUAGAUGAACUUAUAGAAAUCGAAAGUGAUACAGGAACCUGGUACAGGAGAUGUUAUGUCAGAGUGCGCACAGAGCUGGAUGGUAUUUGGUUAACGUUUAUGAGAUGUUUCACCUAUCCAGUAAAGGACAAUACGACCAAACUUGCAGCAGUGUGGUUCACUCUUUCUUUUGGCUACUAUGGAUUGUCAGUCUGGUUUCCAGAUGUCAUUAAGCAACUACAAGCAGAUGAAUAUGCUUCUAGAAGGAAGAAUUUUUAUAAUCAGACGAUUGCAGACUUCGAAUUUAACUUUACUUUGGAAAAUCAGAUGCACUUCAAUGGAACAUUCCUGAAUGACAGGUUUACUAUGAUGAAAUUCAAAACAGUUACUUUUCAAGACACUCUCUUUGAAAACUGUAAUUUUGAAGAUGUUACCACACUGAACACGUAUUUUAGGAACUGCACUUUCCUGAAUACCACCUUCAGGAACACAGAUAUUGAACCAUCUAAAUGCCCUGGCAGUGAAUUUAUAAACCCCAGAUUCUUUCACAACAAGACAGGAUGUCAAAUUUCCUUUGAUGAUGAUUACAGUGCCUAUUGGAUUUACUUUGUUAAUUUCCUGGGGACUCUUGCAGUAUUACCAGGGAAUAUCGUUUCAGCUCUUUUGAUGGACAGAAUUGGGCGUUUAACAAUGUUAGGUGGUUCCAUGAUUCUUUCUGGAAUUAGUUGCUUUUUUCUGUGGUUUGGUACAAGUGAAUCUAUGAUGAUAGGCAUGCUGUGUCUAUACAAUGGCCUCACCAUCUCGGCAUGGAACUCACUUGAUGUUAUUACCGUGGAGCUAUAUCCUACAGACAGGAGGGCAACAGGCUUUGGCUUUUUAAAUGCACUAUGCAAAGCAGCAGCUGUUCUUGGAAAUUUAAUAUUUGGUUCCUUUGUUGUCCUUGCCAUAUCAAUCCCAAUACUUUUGGCAUCUACAGUUCUAGUAUGUGGAGGUUUGGUAGGACUUCGACUCCCUGACACCAGAACCCAAGUGCUGAUGUAA
Molecule: messenger RNA, 2184 nt
Organism: Varanus komodoensis (Komodo dragon)
Lineage: Eukaryota; Metazoa; Chordata; Lepidosauria; Squamata; Varanidae
Gene: SV2C
Product: synaptic vesicle glycoprotein 2C
Exons: 12
Coding region: 1-2184 (727 amino acids)
Biological process (GO): chemical synaptic transmission; transmembrane transport
Cellular component (GO): membrane
Molecular function (GO): transmembrane transporter activity
Source: RefSeq, a predicted model, not a curated record